CAUUCCUGCACUUCAGGAAGUGGCUCAGGACUCCCUUUCCUGGUUCAGAGAACGGUCGCACGUCAAAUCACGCUCAAUGAGUGUGUGGGUAAGGGCCGUUACGGUGAAGUGUGGAGGGGCCAGUGGCAGGGGGAGAGUGUGGCCGUCAAAAUCUUCUCCUCCAGAGACGAGAAGUCCUGGUUCAGAGAGACUGAGAUCUACAACACGGUGCUGCUGAGACAUGAGAAUAUCCUGGGCUUCAUAGCUUCAGACAUGACCUCGAGGAACUCCAGCACUCAGCUGUGGCUGAUCACUCACUUCCAUGAGAUGGGCUCCCUGUACGACUACCUCCAGCUCAGCACCCUGGACGCCUCCAGCUGCCUGCGCAUGGCGCUCUCCAUCGCCAGCGGCCUGGCUCACCUGCACGUGGAGAUCUUUGGCACCCAGGGGAAACCUGCCAUCUCACACCGAGACUUAAAGAGCAAAAAUAUAUUGGUGCAAAAGAACGGACAGUGCUGCAUUGCUGACCUUGGUCUGGCUGUCAUGCAUUUUCAAGACACCAACGAGUUAGACGUGGGAAACAACCCUAAAGUGGGCACAAAGCGCUACAUGGCCCCUGAAGUGCUCGAUGACUCCAUCCAGAUGGACUGUUUUGAGUCCUUCAAGAGAGUGGACAUCUGGGCUCUGGGACUCGUGCUGUGGGAGCUCGCCCGGAGGACAGUCAGCAACGGUCAGUGCACGUUUCACACAACAUGA
Molecule: messenger RNA, 735 nt
Organism: Notothenia coriiceps (black rockcod)
Lineage: Eukaryota; Metazoa; Chordata; Actinopteri; Perciformes; Nototheniidae
Product: activin receptor type-1
Exons: 4
Biological process (GO): transforming growth factor beta receptor signaling pathway; protein phosphorylation; heart development
Cellular component (GO): BMP receptor complex; plasma membrane
Molecular function (GO): ATP binding; transmembrane receptor protein serine/threonine kinase activity
Source: RefSeq, a predicted model, not a curated record